Molecule: messenger RNA, 315 nt
Organism: Aspergillus alliaceus
Lineage: Eukaryota; Fungi; Ascomycota; Eurotiomycetes; Eurotiales; Aspergillaceae
Exons: 1
Coding region: 1-315 (104 amino acids)
Source: RefSeq, a predicted model, not a curated record
AUGCUGUUCGCGAACUUUUCCAGUAAUGAGACAGACAGCAACGAGACCCCUCUCCAUACCCCUGCGCACAUUCCCACGACCGCAUCUAUGCAGGAAAUUGUCGGUCGCUACUGGGCUCGCAUGGCCUACCAGGAUAUUGGCCACACCAUCGCCCAGAAAGCAUUCCUAAACAAACGCAAUAGACUGAAUUAUGCGAACUUGGAUACUAAAAGUGAAGGUGUUUAUGUGGCCAAACCAGUUCGCGGUCCUCAGUACAUGGGCGCCAACAUCAUCCACUUUACUCCGCUCAGUUUGUUGGUACAGCGUCUGAGAUAA